Cuculus canorus (common cuckoo) is the source of this 6191-nucleotide messenger RNA. RefSeq names its product attractin (gene ATRN). The transcript is spliced from 29 exons. Gene Ontology annotation, molecular function: protein binding. Lineage: Eukaryota; Metazoa; Chordata; Aves; Cuculiformes; Cuculidae. The record is from RefSeq and is a predicted model, not a curated record. Bases 78 to 4244 code for a protein of 1388 amino acids. Gene Ontology annotation, cellular component: Golgi apparatus.
CGGGCGCCCCGCGUUUGCCCUCCCUUCGCGGCCACCGUAGCGGGAGCGGCGCAGCCCCCGCGCCCGCCGCGCCGUACAUGCCCCGCGUCGCCCCGCCGCCCCCCGCCUGCCCCUCCCGCGCUCGGCGGCGGCAGCAGAUGGCGUGGCGGGGACCGACGCCACCGCUGCUGCUGCUGUGGGCGCUGCUGGGGCUGUUGAUGCCGGCGCUACCGGGGUUGGGCCCCGCUGGUGCUGCUGCUGCCGAGGAGGUGGCGGCGGUGAAGGAAUGCGACAAACCGUGCGCCAACGGCGGGCGGUGCCAGCCGGGAAGUGGGCAGUGCGAGUGCCAGCCCGGCUGGGUCGGCGACCAGUGCCAACACUGCGGGGGACGCUUCAGACUCACCGGACCUUCGGGCUAUGUCACGGAUGGGCCCGGGAAUUACAAAUACAAAACCAAAUGCACCUGGCUCCUUGAAGGAAGGCCAAACACAAUCCUCAGGCUUCGAUUCAAUCACUUCGCCACAGAGUGCAGCUGGGACCAUUUGUACGUGUAUGAUGGCGAUUCAAUUUACGCUCCCUUGUUGGCAGCUUUUAGUGGUCUCAUCGUUCCUGAGAAAGACAGCAAUGAAACUGUACCAGAAGUUGUAGCCACUUCUGGGUAUGCUCUUCUGCAUUUCUUCAGUGAUGCUGCCUACAACUUAACAGGGUUUAACAUCACGUAUAACUUCAAUAUGUGUCCCAAUAAUUGCUCCGGCCGAGGAGAGUGUAGGCUCAAUAACAGCAGUAACACUCUGGAAUGUGAAUGUGGCGGUCGCUGGAAAGGAGAAGCCUGUGAUAUUCCCUACUGCACCGAUGAUUGCGGGGCGCCUCAGAGAGGGCAUUGCAACUCGAAUGAUACGAAGGCGUGCGUGUGCUCGGCUGGCUGGCAAGGUCCUGGCUGUUCAAUUCCUGUUCCUGCAAACCACUCGUUUUGGACCCGGGAGGAAUACUCUCUUCCGAAACUUCCUCGAGCAUCUCACAAAACUGUAAUCCAUGACAAUAAAAUGUGGAUUGUUGGAGGCUAUGUCUUCAAUCAUUCUGACUCUCAGAAGGUUUUAGCGUAUGAUCUUAUUACUGAAGAGUGGCUUCCACUGGAGAACACUGUGAACACCGUAGAGAUGAGAUACGGUCAUUCGCUGGCAUUGCAUGAGGAUGAUAUUUAUAUGUAUGGUGGCAAAAUCGAUGCAACGGGGAACGUGUCCAGCCAGCUGUGGGUGUUCCACAUUUCUAACCAGACCUGGACUCAGGUGACACCGAAAGCCAAGGAGCAGUACGCUGUUGUUGGCCACUCGGCACACAUUGUCACCCUGCAAGAAAACAGAACGGUCAUGCUCGUCAUUUUUGGCCACUGCCCUCUGUAUGGGUAUAUCAGCAACGUCCAGGAGUACGACGUGUACACAAAGCAGUGGAACAUCUUGCAGACGAGCGGAGCUUUGGUGCAAGGAGGAUAUGGUCACAGUAGUGUUUAUGAUCCAAACACAAGAUCAAUUUAUAUCCAUGGAGGUUACAAAGCAUUCAGUGCCAACAAGUACAGGCUGGCAGAUGACUUGUACAAAUAUGAAGUGGAUUCCAAAAUGUGGACUGUUCUUAAAGACAGUAAAUUCUUUCGUUAUCUGCACACGGCUGUGAUCGUGAGUGGAACCAUGCUGGUGUUUGGAGGAAACACGCACAACGACACCUCCAUGAGCCAUGGCGCCAAGUGCUUUUCCUCGGAUUUUAUGGCCUAUGAUAUUGCUUGUGAUGCGUGGUCUGUCCUUCCUCGCCCGAGUCUCCAUCACGAUGUGAACAGGUUUGGACACUCAGCUGUUCUGUACAACAGCACCAUGUAUGUGUUUGGAGGCUUCAACAGUCUCCUCCUCAGUGACAUACUGAAGUACACGCCUGAGAGAUGUGAAGCUUUCGACAACGAAACGGCCUGCUUGCGAGCAGGUCCCGGCGUCAGGUGCGUGUGGGCCACCACCCCUCCUCGCUGCGUCCCCUGGGAAAUGGCGACUGUAGAGCAGCAGCAAAAGGUCUUUGAAGACUGCCCUCCCAAGCCAGCUGUAGACAAUGAGAAAUGUGAUCAGAUUACAGACUGCUAUAGCUGUACAGCAAACACAAACAACUGUCAAUGGUGCACUGACCAGUGUAUCUCAAUGCAUAACAACUGCACAGAGGAACAGGCUCCUAUCACUCGCUAUGGGAAUUGUCCUAAGGACAACCCUGCCUACUACUGUAACAAAAAGACAAGUUGCAAAAGCUGUGCCAUGGAUCAAAACUGUCAGUGGGAACCCAGGAAUCAGGAGUGUAUCGCUUUACCAGAAAACAUCUGCGGAACAAACUGGCAUUUGGUUGGCAACUCCUGCUUGAAAAUCACAAACGCCAAGGAGAACUACGAUCAUGCCAAACUGUUCUGCAGAUCCAACGGUGCUUUGCUAGCGUCCCUCACGACACAGAAAAAGGUAGAAUUUGUUCUAAAGGAGCUGCAGAAGAUGCAGGCGUCGCCCAAACCUGUGACUCCAUGGGUUGGACUGAGGAAGAUCAACGUGUCCUAUUGGUGCUGGGAAGACAUGUCUCCCUUCACUAACACCCUUGUCCAGUGGCUCCCCGAGGAACCAAGUGAUGCUGGGUUUUGUGGGUAUUUAGCCGAGCCUUCCAAUCAGGGGCUGAAGGCAGCGACGUGUAUUAAUGAAGUCAACGGGAGCAUCUGCGAAAGGCCAGCAAACCACAGCGCCAAGCAGUGCCGCACGCCCUGCGCCCUGCGGACGAUGUGCGGGGAGUGCACGAGCGGCAGCUCCGAAUGCAUGUGGUGCAGCAACAUGAAACAGUGCGUGGACUCCAACGCUUACGUGGCCUCCUUUCCCUACGGCCAGUGCAUGGAAUGGUACACCAUGAGCAGUUGUCCACCUGAAAACUGUUCAGGCUACUGCACGUGUGCUCACUGUUUGGAGCAGCCCGGCUGUGGCUGGUGCACCGACCCGAGCAACACCGGCAAAGGGAAGUGCAUCGAAGGCUCCUAUCGAGGUCCGGUCAAGAUGCCAACUCCAUCUGCAACAGGGAAACACAGCUUGGAACCUGUCCUUAAUGUCAGCAUGUGUCCUGUGGAGAACAGCUACAACUGGUCCUUUAUUCAGUGUCCAGCCUGUCAGUGCAACGGGCACAGUAAAUGUGUCAACGAAAGCAUUUGUGAGAAGUGCGAAAACCUGACAACUGGCAAACACUGUGAGACUUGUAUCUCAGGCUACUACGGCGAUCCUACUAAUGGAGGAACAUGCCAGCCUUGCAAGUGCAACGGCCACGCGUCUGUCUGCAACACCAAUACAGGGAAGUGCUUCUGUACCACCAAAGGAAUAAAAGGAGACGAGUGUCAACUGUGUGAAGUCGAAAAUCGAUAUCAGGGAAAUCCACUUAAAGGAACAUGUUACUAUACCCUUCUCAUUGACUAUCAGUUCACCUUCAGCCUAUCUCAAGAGGAUGAUCGCUAUUACACAGCCAUCAACUUUGUAGCAACACCCGAAGAGCAAAACCGAGACCUGGACAUGUUUAUCAACGCCUCUAAAAACUUCAACCUCAACAUCACUUGGUCCACAAGUUUUGCGGCUGGCACCCAGGCCGGGGAGGAAAUUCCAGUCAUUUCCAGAACCAAUAUAAAAGAAUACAAAGACAGCUUCUCCAAUGAGAAAUUUGAUUUCCGUAACAAUCCAAACAUCACUUUCUUCGUUUACGUCAGCAAUUUCACCUGGCCGAUCAAAAUACAGAUUGCAUUCUCCCAGCACAGCAACUUUAUGGACCUGGUACAGUUCUUUGUGACAUUUUUCAGUUGUUUCCUGUCUUUGCUCCUGGUGGCAGCUGUGGUUUGGAAGAUCAAACAGAGUUGCUGGGCAUCGCGACGAAGAGAGCAACUACUCCGUGAGAUGCAACAGAUGGCAAGUCGCCCCUUCGCCUCCAUCAACGUUGCCUUAGAAACAGAUGAAGAGCCGCCGGAUCUCAUUGGGGGAAGCAUAAAGACUGUACCAAAGCCGAUAGCGCUGGAGCCCUGCUUUGGAAACAAAGCAGCCGUUCUCUCUGUAUUCGUGAGGUUGCCUCGAGGACAUGGGGGUAUUCCACCACCAGGACAGUCAGGUCUUGCGGUGGCCAGCGCGCUGGUGGACAUUUCACAACAGAUGCCAAUUGCCUACAAAGAGAAAUCGGGUGCAAUACGAAAUCGGAAACAGCAGCCCCCUGCACAGCCAGGAACCUGUAUUUGAUGCAUGGACAUCAGAAACUCUCUAGGGUUUUAAAAAAAAAACGGGAAAUUAAUACCGAGAAGGAGGAGAAAGAUUUCCAAGUUGUGUCACAAGAGACUGGAAGCGCUCGGAAAAAACACACAACUUCCUUGAACCCAACUUUUUCUCUCAUCUACGUGAUAGUUGGCUUGAUUUGACAACUGUUCCACUUAAGUUUUCUUGACACGUGGCUUCAGAUUGCUCCUUUUGUUUUCUUCAAGGUUAAAGUAAAAUGAUUUUAUUGCAGGUCCCGUAACAUCCAAUCACCACCAUUCAUGGUCAGUGUAAAUAGAACGUUAGUCCGAUAUGAAUGACACUCAGGUUUAUACAUGGAAAGUGCUUUGUAGUUCAUGUAUUUAUCAAACUGUACAAAAAGAAAACGAUGCAGUCUUUACAGGGGUCAGCUCUCAACACAUAAAACACUACUAUUAAUCUUCAAAGCAUCUUCAUCCUUUGUUUUCAUUUAAUAUUAUGUUUACCCUCAUUAUUUAAGUGGAACUCUCUUCCAGAUACAGCGUUUUUGUAAUCGUUGUGGUCCAGAACAUCAGGAAUGAGAAAGGGAUGGUUUAAAGAUUGACGUUGCCUUGCUCAGACCGCGUGCAAUACCUGGAGAAGUUGAACGUUGCUUCUGAAGGACUCGGUGUUUACAUAGUCUUAACUUGCUUGGAGUACACCACACACAAGUGCCUAGACUUGAACAGAUCUAGGGAGUGAGGAGACUGCUACACACAUUAAUAUAAGUAUAUUCCUUUUAAAUACGUGUACACACACCCAAAGUCACCCAAGGCAAUCUCUGUUCUUUGUAAUAUACCACGUACAGUCAGGGGAUGACAGCACGUUCCUGACCAACAAACUACUCAACUAGACGGGAAUAUCUGGAGGGAAAGUAGAGUUCUAGUAUCUCAUAAGAAAACUGGUUUCACCAGUGCUUUUAACAGAAGCAGUUUGUGUUCCAGGUCAGAUACAUUAUAUUUCUUCUGAGUUUCUUUGCCCAUUUGGCCUCUUUCCCUCCCCUUUCCCUCCUGCCUUUCUUCUGGAUGAGAGUUGAGUUGUGCCGGAGCUCAGAGGCAGAAAGAUUUGCUCCAUCUCCUUACAGGGUGGGAAAAGCAACACUAUGGGUGCCAGCUCAUUUGAGGAUGGAGGAAAAAAGAACUUUAAAUUAAAAGCAAGCAGAGCAGCUUUGUUUGGCCACAAGAUUGAGGUCACGAUCAGUGAUAUUUCCCAUUAGAGUUGAACUCUCUUAGAUGUUGGAAGAGGUGGUUUGGUGGUGAAAGGAAAGGACUUGCAAACAGCAAAGAGAAGGCUUGGCUUUUGGGGGAUGUACUGAAACAUCCGAUGUGCUCGGACUCAUUGGGAUUAUGCUUUGGGGUUCAAGGGUGGAUUUAACCCAUCAGUCUGUGCACGUUGGUGCCCAGUGUCUCCCUGGAUUCUGGAAUGUGAGGCAGUGCCAGGACCACGUGAAGUUGUGGUGUUGAAGCUGGUAGGAAGAUGUUAUGCGAAGGUGCCAAACGAGACGUGUGAUUGUUACUUAAUCACAGUAAAUGCGAUUUCAUUGAGGCUGCCGAGUCACUGGCUUCUGAUGAGGACAUAGAGUAUUUAUGACACGGAGAAGUAACAGGUCGAGGGCUGUGAAGGGAAGUGCUCUUGAAACUUCUGGCCAAGUAGCACCUUCUUCCAAAGUGAAAUCCAAGUAACUGCAUUCUUUUUUGUGCACGUUUUGGUGAUGGAUUACAUAUCAGCCACUCAUUUUUGGUUGUUUUGAGUUUAUAACGAUGUAUUUUGAAGAAGCUCAUUGGAGCGCGGUAGCAUCGCAAUAAAGAUGUGAAUUGCAGUGCAUGUCCGGACAAUGGUGAUGGGGAACAACCUGCUGGUUUAAAGACCGCAGUGGAUUAUAAUUCCGAUUUAAUGUGUCAUUUAACAAAUCCAACA